UUUACAUUUAAGUUAUGUAAACAUUCAUUGAACUCAUAUUAUCAACAAUUAUUUUAUUGUUUUAAAAAAAGUUCCCAGAAGAUUAAAAAAAUCUAAUCAUCGAUUUUAAUACCAAAUGACGUUUUCAUAAGCUCAACAUGACUCAACACAUUCCAAUUUAUUAUUAAAUUUGUGAUUUCAAUUUUCAAGAUGUUUUUUUUAACCCCAAAUAAAUAUACAAAAGAUGAACACAAAAAAAUAUAGAAUAUAAAAAACCAGAUAACUUUUUGACACAAAAUUGAUCAACAGUUGUCUUCUUUUUCAUCAUCAGGGCAUGUUUGUGGAUUAAAUAUUAAGUUAUUAUUAUUAAUAAUAUAUAUUACUAAAAAUUAAUAAUUAUUCAAUGAUUAAUUUUUAAUUGUUACAUAUUCAUAUAGGUAUAUAAUUUUAUACAGUUUUUUAAAAAUAAUAAUUAAUAAAAUAAAAAGUAAAUUUUAAAUACAAAUAUUCUGUUUUAUUUUUUUCUUUAAUUUUUAACAACAUUAUAAUCAUUUGAAUAUAAAAAUUCUAUGAAUUAUAAUAAAACAAAAAAAAAAAUGAAUAUACAUUAAAAAACAAUAAAAUUAAAUUUGAGUCUUUUUAAUGUUAUUAUUAUAUUGUCUAGCCAAGUUUAGUCAUAGAUGACUCACUCGUUUGUCGUGUAAAUCAAUAUAUGUUACCAUGGAAAUUCGAAAACAGGAAUAAACAUGUUUACUCGUGAUUUCAAGAGUAAACAUGCAGUCAAUGUGGUAUAUGUACAUAAAAAACAAAAACUAACUGCUGCAGUUAAAGCUCAACAGUCAUCAGAGAAACAUCGUAAUAACACACUUGUAUCUAUCGAAAUUAUUUCAAUUCUUUAUUUAAUAUUAAAUUAUCAGCAAUGUCAAGGAAAAAAAUUUGCAAAUUAUCUGUCGAAACUUCAAUUAAUUUCGAAUUAAAAAAAAAUAUUUCUAUCCCAGUUCUUAAUAAUGAUUGUUUGAAGUAUAUUUUUGCAUAUUUAUCAAUUGAAGACCGAUUACGAAUGGAAGAAGUUUGUAAAACAUGGAGAGAUGCAAGUAAACAUACCUGGUGUGAUAUAAAAAUUUACAAUUCUUUUGAUAGUAAAUUUAUUGGUGAUAAUUUCAAACAUAAUCCAAAACAAUUUCAAGUAAAAAAGCUAUUAACACGUUGUGGUAUUUAUUUAACAAGUUUAUCAUUAAAUUGGAAUUAUGAUUCAAGAAUUAUGUCAGCUAUACGUGAACAUUGUCAUAAUGUUAUUGAAUUAAAACUUCAUUUAAAUAAUUACAAUGAUAAUAAUUUUUUUGGAGCAUUUGAUAAAAUGGAUAAAUUAAAAACAAUUGAAAUUUAUGAUUAUAAAGUUGACAGUCAUGUGAUUUAUUCAAAUGGUAUUUUAAAAUAUUUACCAAAGACAAUUGAACAUAUUUUGUUAUCACCAAGAGUAAAUGGAUUACAUGUUGCACCAAAUAUUGCAAUGACAAUUUUAAAAUUCACAAAUCUUCGUUCUUUGAAACUACAAAACCUUGAACUUGAUAACAAUUUGAUGAAUGCCAUGACACAGAGUCAAAAUCUCACUCAUCUAGACCUCAAAGGAUCAACUUUAUUGGGAAAAAAAACUUGGCUAAAAAAUCUUACUAAUUUAAAAAUUAUAAAUUUAACUUUUAUCCAAAAUAUCGAUGACAAUUUCAUGAUCAGUCUCCAAAAUAAUUGUAAAAAAUUAACAAAGAUUGAUCUAAGUUAUUGUAGAUAUAUUUCUAAUUUUGGUCUUAGUCAACUUGGACAUUUAGAAAAUUUAGAAAAGAUAUUAUUAAAUGGUGUUGAUAAAGUUGAUAAUUCCAUCAUUACUAAAUUACAAAAUUUAAAAUCACUUGAAUGUAUUUAUUGUCAAAAUGUUACUGAUAAAAGUAUCAUAAAAAUUCUUAAUAAUUCUCCAAAUCUUGAGUAUUUAAAUAUAUUUAAAACUGGUAUUACAAGUGAAACUUUAAAUUGCCUUUCUGAUGUUAUGAAAAAACGUGGAAAUAAUAUUAAUUUAAAUAUUUUUGUUGACGAAAAUAUUGCAAGUAGCUUCAUUAAUAUUGGAGAUAAAAUAUCUCCUAAUUUAUUUAUUUUAAAAUAUUAA
Molecule: messenger RNA, 2134 nt
Organism: Aphidius gifuensis
Lineage: Eukaryota; Metazoa; Arthropoda; Insecta; Hymenoptera; Braconidae
Product: F-box/LRR-repeat protein 14-like
Exons: 4
Coding region: 899-2134 (411 amino acids)
Biological process (GO): SCF-dependent proteasomal ubiquitin-dependent protein catabolic process
Cellular component (GO): SCF ubiquitin ligase complex
Molecular function (GO): protein binding
Source: RefSeq, a predicted model, not a curated record